Leptopilina heterotoma is the source of this 4903-nucleotide messenger RNA. RefSeq names its product protein Smaug homolog 1 (gene smg). Gene Ontology annotation, biological process: regulation of DNA-templated transcription; negative regulation of translation; nuclear-transcribed mRNA poly(A) tail shortening. The record is from RefSeq and is a predicted model, not a curated record. The transcript is spliced from 9 exons. Gene Ontology annotation, cellular component: P-body. Bases 299 to 2149 code for a protein of 616 amino acids. Gene Ontology annotation, molecular function: protein binding; translation repressor activity; mRNA binding. Lineage: Eukaryota; Metazoa; Arthropoda; Insecta; Hymenoptera; Figitidae.
AAGCAGUAUCAGUCAGUGUGUGUGUGUCACGUAGACGGGCACCGCAUGGUGGUAGUAUAUUAUUACAAAUCAGGGAUUAAAAAAUGAUCUAACUGUGCAUCAUCUUUUUAAAAAGCGUCCUCAGUUUUUCGAGGAGUGUCUACAGUCGCUGAAACGUGUAGAAUUGGUUUUUGGGAUCAGUGUGAGAUUAGGUUGAACCUAGUUGUUGUGCAAUCGCGCACUAAACUCAGGUGUCGAGACAAAUUUAACUGCAAUAGUAUUCCCGAUUAAGAAGAAAAGAAAAAAAACAAAAGAAAUAAUGAAGUGGUCACCGGGAGCUCUUUUUUGCGAGCAAGUUGGUGAAUUGACACGUGUAUUUUCACAAUGGAAUGAAUGUGAACAAACUGUCGUCCUCUACGCUCUCCUACGUCGAAUUCCAGCGGUUCAAGCCCGAUUUCUCGCACACGCCGUGCAACAUUCACUUCAUUCAGUUACGGAGCUUGAUUCACAAGAACUAAACGCUAAUAAUCCAGCUUUCGUCAAUUCACUCCUCUCAGAAUCCACGGAAGUAGCUAUUAAUCAAUUGCUCUCACAUCUUCCUCUUUUGAGACCCGGAAAUGUUGAAUGCAAACAAUGUUAUCUGGUAGCUAUUCCUGAAUUGGUUAGUCACUGCGUUACCACUGGACAAUUUACUGAGCAAACUCAACAACUUCUCAGUUACACACUUAUUCAUCCAGCAAUAACAAGUAAUGAUAGGCGAUCUUUGUCACAGUGGCUUAGACAUCUUGAGGAGAGAAUCAGCGGGACGCCACCAAUUCAUAAUUUGGAGGAGUACACCAACAGUUCGUCCAGAUGGGAUGCCGGAUGGCAGCGAAAUGUGAAACAGCAGACGGAACAGACGAAUAUGUUCAAUUCACAGCCUGGAACAACUUUUAAUUCACAACUUUUGCCACCAGUCUCACGUCAACGUCGAUCAAAUAGUUUGACACCUCCUUUUGCUCCUCCUCAUCAUCAGGAGGUUGUCGAUCGGAGUAGUAAUACCAAUAACACUACCAGACACAAGACAAGAAGUUUCAGUGUUUCUGGAGAUCAUACAACUUCUGCUUUAAUUGGACUUGGUCCUUUGAGUCCACAAAGUUCGUGUACAAGUAGUGGAAGUGAGGGACGUUUAGAUGAAGCUUCAACACGGCCUUUGUCCAGUGGAAUGAGAGACGUUCCGGGAUGGUUAAAAACGCUUCGUUUGCAUAAAUACAGUUACUUAUUUGCCACAUUGAGCUACGGUGAAAUGUUACAAUUAACGGAGGAUCGUUUAGCGGAACAAGGUGUUACAAAAGGUGCGAGACACAAGCUGGCACUUUCCAUCACUAAAUUGCAACAAAGAUAUACGACACUUCUCAAUUUGGAAAAGAAUCUAUUGCAACCGACGCGCGAUGGAAAUCAACCGGCUUCAUUUGCUCAGGGCUCGUCACUUUUAGUUAAUACACUCGAUGAGCUUAAAAAUAUUUUAACCACACCAUUGAAACCAAGUCAGGAGAAUGAUCCACAGGACAUUCCCACUCAAUUUACUAAAGUUCUUGGCAAAUUGUGCAGUAGACUUGCUCUGGACAGUGUAGACGAUGGUAUACUCUGCACGUGCAUCAACGUUUUGGAGAAGGUUUUGCAACACGAUUGCUUUACGCCAAAUCAAAAAGAAAAAGUUCAACAGUGGCGCAGUCGUCUUGGCAAUCCUAGACCAACUCCAAAAUGGCAACAUAAUUAUCCUUAUAAUAAUAGGCGAUAUUGCUGCAUUCAACAACAGAAUCAUCACAAUAGGAAGCCGAGUUUGAAUUCGAGUCAUGUGUCAAGUGUUAAUCUACAUAAUAACUCAUUCCUCAAUAGCCCGCACAGAAACAGUAUAUCUACACCGUAUAUGCAGAGUAACCAAAGUCCAAACAAUACACAAAACAGCUUAAGACCAAUGCACUCAUCUGAAAAGCGGCCAAGCUUACAGGAAAAUAGUUUGGAGCAAUUGCAAAGAACUUUACAACGUACAUACUCUGCACCAAGGGAUCAUUUUCUUGGCCAAUCGAGUAUUACAUCAGAGACGACUGAACCUGAAAUAAACUCUCAACUAGAAUCCUUAUGCUUACGAAUGACCGAGCAAGCAAUCGGAGGUUUUGGUGAGGCCUAAAUCUCAUAAAAUUUCUUAUUUGUUUUUUUUUUUAUAUUAAAAAAAGCCAAUUAUCGCAUGUUAAAUUAUACACGUUGCUGAACUUAAAGUUCAGUGAAAAAUAUUUCUGAAAAUCCCUCGAUUAACUUUUUCAAUUUUAUUUAAAAAAAAAAAGUAUUGGACACAAUUGACUAUAGAAGACGUUUAUAAAACGAUUCUUUAAUAAUGUAAUGUUUAAUGCGAUGACACGAAAGAAAAAAAAAGUGAUUCGUUUUUUUUAUGAUUUAAUGAUCAUAUAUGAUCAGUCAUGUGCGUAUACAUAUAACGUAUUUUAUUUACACUCAGUAAAAUAUAUUUAUGAACUGACAGAAUUUGGCAAGCCAAAUGAUAAUAGGUAGAUGGAUUAUAAUUUCCUAUUUACUGGGUUUUACAAUUUAUGUAUUUAGUAGAGAACAAUUUCUCUUCGACCGCAGUGCGCCGCGAAUAAUGAAUAAUUUAUUUAAAAAAAAACUAUAUUGAAAAAAAUCACAAAUUGGGAAAUGAAAUUUGUUUUUAACGUUAACAAUGUUCAGAUUACAUUAUUACAAUUUAAAUCUAUACUAAUCUAUCGACAGUUGAACUGACGGUAGUCAAUGACUAUACGAAUAAUAUAAAUGACAAAUCUUUAUAAAAAAAUAAGUUUUUUUUUCUAUUUUCUUAAUACUUAAGCUUCAUAAUAUUGGACAAAGUUUUUUACAAUUUAUAUUGUUUACAUAUAUACAUAUAUAUAUAUAUUCAUAUACAUAUUUCACUCUUAAUCCUUCAUUUCUCAAUUUGAAAUGUUAUUAUUCUAAUUUUAAAUUUACUUAUUUUUUUUUUAUUACAAGCCACGAAUGUCGUUGUAUAUAUAUAUAUUUAAUUUUUGAUUAAUUACCGGUAAAUAGGUGAAUAAUCAAAAGAAAAGAGAAGAAAAAAAAGAUGACGUAUAACGAUAUUCGCGUCGUAUUUUUUUAUUUUGAUAAACAAAAAAUUUUUUAGGAUAUUAAGUGAAACAUGCAUAAUUUGCUCAAUUCAAUUUAUUAGAAAUUUAUUAAUAAAAUUAACAUUAUUCUUGUUGAUAUUUAUUUAGAAUUGAGAUGUUUGGCUGCGUUCUUUAUUAUUUGAAACAAAAAAAAGUGAUCUCUUUUUUACGUAAGAAUUUAAAGGAAAGAAAACUUGCGACUGAUUUAACAAAAAAAAAAGCUUUUUAUUGCACUUGAUAUAGAGAUUGAUUUUAAGAUUUUCGUCGUGUACUGCGAUCGAAUGCUAUUUCCUUAAAAAAAAAAAUAUAUAUAUAUAUAUUAUACAUAUAAAAAUGAAUAAAUAAUUAUAUUACGCUAGGUUUUUAAAAAAGAAGAAAGAAAAAAAAAGAAAAAGAAAAUUUGUAUAAAUUAUGGAAAAAAAAGAAGGGAAAGCUGUGUGACACUUGCAAUAUUGUUUUUGUGUUAUCCAUUUCGGGAAAUGGAAUUCUUCUAAUUUUAACGAGCGAACUGAUUUUCACCUCCCUAUUUGCUCUAUCAAUGAGAGUCGAUUCUCGAUAGACGCUUGAAUAUCUAAUUCUAUUUUCUUAUAGGCUUAUACGUAUAGGAAUAACAUUAAAUGAGAAAAAAAGAAAAAAAAAAGGUACACACAGUGUUCAAUAAUUUUUGUCAUCUCUGCCAAUCGUGUUAAAUUAUUUUCCGCAUGGCAGAAUUUUUUUUUUUUUUUUUUUUUUUGAAUCGGACAGUGAAUUCAGAAAUUAAUAUUUAUACAGUUUAAAAGGCCUUAAACGAACAAAAACCAAGGGUUCGUAAAAAACCAAAAGAAAAAAAAUGUUAAUUUAAAAAAAAAAUUGUGAAAAAAAUACUUCGAGAUUAAAGAAGAAAACAGAAGAAGAAGAAGAAGAAGGUGAUGAUGAUGAUAAUGAAGAAAAAGAAGUAGCGUAAGAACGCGUAGUUUCAAGACAUCGAGAUUCGUGGCUUGAAUUUCUAGAAUUACGUUUACGCACGUCGGGUGAUUUUAAAUGGCUUCGCUGCGACAUUCACAAUAUUUUUGCGCGUAACGGAAAUCUACAGUAAUUAAUCGUAUAAAAAAAAUAAACAAUGAAAGACUGACUAUUUCACGCGUUUCGAUAGUUGAAAAAAAGAGAGCGAGAGAGAGAGAGAGAAAAGAAGAGAGAAUGAAAGGGUUAAAAACCUUUACAAAAAAAAAGAAGUAGAGAAACUUUUUUUUAUAUAUCGAAGCUCCGCGUGCGCGUGAAAGAAGCAAAUUGGUAAGACUGCCGAAGGGAAAAGAACCUGUCAAAGUAAGAGAAAAAAAAAAUUAACGAGUGGUAUCGAGUAAUGCAAGUACUUGUAAUUUUUUAGAAUACCCGACGAUAAUAGCACUAUAUAUAUCUAGAGUAUAAUCAAUAUGUAAGGUUACAUGGUGAUUGCCGAACCCAAGUAUCCCAGGGGCUGCUGAUAUUAUGAGCUUGCUCGCACCGAGUUAUACUAAGUAAUCGCCAAUAAGUAAUAAAUCUUCAAAUAAUUUUAAAACAACGGAAAAAUCACAACAAAAAAAAGUCGAUCGGAAACAGGAAUUUUUUUUGAAAUGUCGCGAAACCCAAGACAGAUUAUUAUCGAAAGCUAGUCAAAUGAUACAGUUUUAAUGUCUAUCUGCUAAUGUACUACAUAGUCUUUAAUCGUAUUUUUUUUUUGUUUUUUUUUUUGUUCUAUAUACUUAAGGUGCACGACGUGGGUUCGCGCAUAAGAACGUCAAAAUAAUAAUAUUAAUAAU